GAGAGAGCUGUGACAGCGCUCAUCACCCACUGAACAACCAGGACGGGUUGCAUCCGAGCAAUCGCUGCCAUUCGCAGACGGAGUUUACAGCCUUUGCGCCGCUUUUUCUUUCGAUCUUUUUCUGCCGCACCCCCUCCCUCUCCCGGUGCUGCCCAGCAAGUCGACCAUGGUUUCUAUAAUUUCAGACCUGGACCCUCUGAAAAGCUGGAACGUGUUAAGGCAGGACGCCAGUGACCUCUCUGGGCCGAUACAAAGUAACGGCACGGCCGGGAAGAUGAACGGGGCGUUGGAGCAUUCGGACCAGCCAGACCCGGAUGCCAUCAAGAUGUUUGUGGGCCAGAUCCCGCGCUCCUGGUCAGAGAAGGAGCUGAAGGAGCUGUUUGAGCCGUACGGAGCCGUCUACCAGAUCAACAUACUCCGAGACCGCAGCCAGAACCCUCCACAGAGCAAAGGCUGCUGUUUUGUCACGUUUUACACAAGGAAAGCUGCCCUUGAAGCCCAGAAUGCACUGCAUAACAUAAAGACCUUAACAGGGAUGCACCACCCUAUUCAGAUGAAACCUGCAGACAGUGAGAAAUCUAACGCGGUGGAAGACAGGAAGUUGUUCAUCGGCAUGGUGUCGAAGAAGUGCAACGAGAACGACAUCCGGGUCAUGUUCUCUGCGUUCGGACAGAUCGAGGAGUGCCGGAUCCUCAGAGGGCCCGAUGGACUGAGCAGAGGUGUGUGUCGCUCCGACUCACUUCCAUCCACACGAUGUGCGUUUGUCACGUUUUCCACCAGAGCUAUGGCACAGAAUGCAAUCAAAGCCAUGCACCAGUCUCAGACUAUGGAGGGCUGCUCGUCUCCCAUCGUGGUGAAGUUCGCCGACACGCAGAAGGACAAGGAGCAGCGGCGUCUGCAGCAGCAGCUGGCGCAGCAGAUGCAGCAGCUCAACAGUGCGACGACCUGGGGGAGCCUGACGGGCCUGGGCGGCCUCACCCCGCAGUAUCUGGCUGUAAGGAGAGCCGCCGCGUCGCCCACCUCCACCAUCACCUCCUCCACCCCUUACUGCAGCCCCAUGGCCAACGCCGCCGCAUUGCUUCAGCAGGCAACCUCCUCUGGAAACCUAGGAGCCUUCAGCGGGAUCCAGCAGAUGGCCGGUAUGAGUGCUCUGCAGUUGCAGAACCUGGCCACUUUAGCAGCGGCGGCGGCGGCGGCCCAAAACUCAGCCAGUCCCUCCACCGCAAACCCCCUGUCCUCCAACGCCGCCUCCCUGGGAGCCAGCAGGCACCACAGCCAGCUCCAACGCCGGUGCCAUGAACUCUCUAACCUCUCUGGGCACCCUGCAGGGCCUGGCAGGUGCCACUGUGGGCCUGAACAACAUAAAUGCACUAGCAGGUAGCAUCAACAGUAUGGCGGCUCUUAACGGAGGCUUGGGCGGCGCAGGGCUUACCAACGGGACGGCAGGCACCAUGGACGCGCUGACGCAGGCUUACUCAGGGAUCCAGCAGUACGCCGCCGCAGCGCUGCCCACCCUCUACAGCCAGUCCCUGCUGCAGCAGCAAGGGGCUGCUGGCAGCCAGAAAGAGGGUCCCGAAGGUGCCAACCUGUUCAUCUACCACCUGCCCCAGGAGUUUGGAGACCAGGACAUACUCCAGAUGUUCAUGCCUUUCGGAAACGUGGUCUCUGCCAAAGUCUUCAUCGACAAACAGACAAACCUUAGCAAGUGCUUCGGCUUCGUCAGCUACGACAAUCCAGUGUCGGCACAGGCAGCCAUCCAGGCCAUGAACGGCUUCCAGAUCGGCAUGAAGCGGCUGAAGGUGCAGCUGAAGCGCUCCAAGAACGACAGCAAACCGUACUGAUCUUAGCACUAGGGUCUAUCUGCUCCCCAUGUUAGCACUGCUAGGAACAACCCAUCUCCAUGCCUGUUAGCUCAUCGUUUGCCUAGCAUGUCUCCGUGGCGUCCCCCCCCCCCAAAAAAAAAACUUUAAACAAAACAAAAACAAAAAAAAGAUCCCCACCAAACAAAAAAAAGUGUCAUCGUCCUCCUCCUCCUCCCCCGUCAUUGUUUUUUCUGAUGUCUUUUCCGAGCUCACCUGAUCAUAACCUGGUUCUCCUCCUCCUCCUCCUCCGCCGCCUACUGACCUUUUGAACUUUGAACUUUUAGCUUUUUUGGACUUUUUGAUUUUUAGGAUUUUUUUUUCUCUUUUGUUUGUUUGUUUUGUUUGUUUUUUUGCAUGUGACCUCAUUUGGAUCUGUUUUCCGGGAGGGUUUCAGGGAGGGAGUGAGGCGAUAAGGGAGGGGUGGGUAAGAAAAUGAAUCAAUGUGAAAAAGAUAUAAAGCUGCAUUCAUAUGAAAAACAAAAAAGACUGCGAUUUUUAUGGAAAAACAAAUGUUCUUUUUGGAGAAAAAAAACAACAACCUGUGGCAAAGUGAUUUCCAUUCAGAAUGUUUUCUUGCAUUUUUGUUUUGGUUUUGUUUCUUCUUCUUUAUGUCAGUUUUUUUUCUUUCUUUUCUUCUUCAUUUAAAGUAAACUUGAAAGUUCACCACAGGAAUUGGCGCGUCAUCUUGCUUCUGGCGCCGAUGAGAAACAGAGCGCGGGCCAGAAGCAGUCCGCGCCAGUUUCUCUGAGAAAUAAGACUACUUCCAAACAGUUUUGAGUAAAAACUGUCUGAUCAAUAUUAGACUCUCUCAGAGCUCUCCAAUGGUUUUUACAUUUUUCAGGCAGUGUAAAGUUUUUUGAUAAGGCCAUUUUAAGUGGCUCUGUUUCUCAUUCAAAGUCUAUAUAUAGAACCACUUUUUUCUAGAGUAGUUUAAAGGUAAAAAUAAAAAAGACAUUUGCCCUGUUUGGGUGGGAGAAAUGCUACCUACUUGUGUCACCUUUUGCUGAACUGACUCACAGAUAGACAAUCCGUGGUUUAAAUGCACAUGAUGAAAUGACCUAUAUUUUCUACUGUUUAAAUGUAUAGAGGAAAAAAAAAUACUAAGAUACCUGUAACCUGCGUUAACGUCGGUGCUUCUCGUGAGUUUAGUUGUGGUUUCAUCACAAGUCUAACGGUCUUAAAUGUUCUCAUGUUUUUCAAGAGAAGACUAAAAAAUCAGUUUACUUGAACAAUAGACAAAGCCUUUCAUAUUACUAUAAUAGUUACUUUGUUGUUUUUCUUUCAUUUUUUUUUCUUCUUUUUUUAAGGAGUCCCUAUUUGCUAAAUUUCUUGUUGGUUAAUUAGCUAUAUAAAAUUCCUAAAAAUAUAUAUAAAUAUAAAUAUAUCUAUAUAUAUAUAUAAUGUCAGCUUGUGAAGCAUCAAUGUCAUUAUUAUUUUAUUUCUCUCGUGGGAAACAAUAUUUAGAUGUGUUUUGUUGUUCAGCAAAAUGUCUUAUAAAGAAAAAAAGACAAGAUCAGUGGAGUUUAGUGCCAAAUUCUGAAGGUACUUCCUGCCUAGCGCGUCAGUGUAUUUCUUGUGAAAUUAUUUGAUAACAUGGGUAUUUUAUUAUAAGUGUUUUGUAUGGAUCCCUCAUAUUUAAAAUAUAGAUUUAAAAAAGAGUUUGUUAACUUGCUAUUCUGUGGUCUUGUUGCCUGAAAAUGUCAUGUUUGCUUUUUUCUUUGUAAAGAUGUAAAAAAAAAAAAA
Morone saxatilis (striped sea-bass) is the source of this 3605-nucleotide messenger RNA. RefSeq names its product cugbp, Elav-like family member 2 (gene celf2). The record is from RefSeq and is a predicted model, not a curated record. Gene Ontology annotation, molecular function: mRNA 3'-UTR binding. Gene Ontology annotation, cellular component: ribonucleoprotein complex; nucleus; cytoplasm. Gene Ontology annotation, biological process: mRNA splice site recognition; regulation of alternative mRNA splicing, via spliceosome. NCBI's taxonomy places the organism in Eukaryota, Metazoa, Chordata, Actinopteri, Moronidae.